AUGGAACGACAACAUAGCAAUUCGUCCAAGCCAAGUAUGAACAACAAUAGUAAAGAAUGCGGUAUUAAAGACACGGAAUUUAAUGAAAUACUCGUCAUGACACCUGCGGAAACCAAAUUAGAAAAUCCCGACGAAAAAAUGUACAAGAUCAACAUUCAAAGGUCACCUUGGGUGGCAAAAUACUUGAAAUACUUGAAAUUUCCUUUAAUAACGAAAGAAAUUGAUCGGAAAACGCUAGGAAAAAGUGUUUCGCAAGACACGUGUUUGACUGUGGCCAGCGAUGGUAUUGAUUCCAGUCGCUCUGAUAUUUCAACGCCAAACCAUCAAGUCAAUAUGAAUGAGAAAGUUUCCCAGUUCUUAGAUUGGAAUGAUAAAUGGAUUUCAAAACAAAGCAAUGAAUAUUACGAUAUUUUACCGAAUGAGUCGCUAUCUCGCUUGCCGAGCGGUCUAGACGAAAACAAUCAUGACUCAAGAGACAUAAAUGACAAUAUACCGUGGUCAAACUCGAACCAUGUCUAUUGGGACGAAGACGUGAAAUAUUACAGAUACCCAUUGGAAUCGUCGUUAAGUACAAUAGACAUACGUUCAGAUCAUUCUAAAAUCAACGAUAUUCCUAGGAUACGGAGUCAGCCCUGUUUACUGGAUAAUCACUUUACGGAGUCCAAUUCCAGCUUGAAAAAACCGAAAAAUACGUUAGAUACAUUUUGGAAAGAAAUAGGUGAAAUAGAAAAUUCUUUUGGGUAUUCGAGUGAUUCCGACACGAAAAAGAAAUUUAAAAAAAAUGUAAACGACUACUCAGGCUAUAAUAAAUAUAAUUCAAAUAAAUUAACGAAUAUUAAUGGAAAACAGUCAAACAUCAAUCAAGAAAAAAACAAUUUGAAAUUGUUCAAGAAAGAUUCAAGUCAAAAUCAAUUUAAAAAAGAUCAUACUUCGAAGACUUUAAACAUUGAACCCCAUCUUAAUAUUGAUAACCACUCGACUUCGAAAUGUCACAUUUGCGAUUGUCCAGAUUCGAUUUCUAAACGGCAAUGUAUAGGGGAUUUGAGACCAUCAACUGAAAAUGGAAAAUUAGCCAAGAGUGUCAGUCAAAUCAAACACCGACCGGAUCAUAACAAGCAGACCCAGAAAAUUAACAAUUCUUUCGAAAAAUCUAAAAAUGACAGUCAAACGUUUUGUGAACAAUGUCGUAAUUGUUGUCACUCCAACAAGAAGAAAUUAGAGGACAAUAAAACCGAAAAUGCUUUAUUAGCAAAACGAAAUAAAAAGUUACGUGAACUAUUAGGGUUAAAACCAGAAGAGAAAAACGUAUUGGUUAUGUUAAAACUAUAG
This is a messenger RNA of Metopolophium dirhodum (rose-grain aphid), 1329 nucleotides long. Its product is annotated as GATA zinc finger domain-containing protein 14-like. NCBI's taxonomy places the organism in Eukaryota, Metazoa, Arthropoda, Insecta, Hemiptera, Aphididae. The transcript is spliced from 4 exons. The record is from RefSeq and is a predicted model, not a curated record. Bases 1 to 1329 code for a protein of 442 amino acids.